AUCAAUUAUUUACGAAAAUGCCAUUUAAUUAGAAAAAUUUCUCAAUGUUUAAGAUUAACUCGAAACGGCUCCAUUUUAUCCACCUAAAUUUCACAUGCAUUUUCUAAACUUAUCUUUUUUAGACCACGGAGCCCAAUAAUCUACCCAUCGUGAGUUAUGAAACCACUCAGGCACUCACCCACCCGAACCUCUGCAACUAAAGGCAAACCAUUUAUUUUCAAUUCAACAAUGUUAAUAAUAAUAUGCCAACCAUGUCUAAAUUGACGGAUGGAGGCCUUAACAUCCAAGCAAAGAACCCCCCACCAAAAAAGUUCUUUUAAUCCACACUCUUCCUCUUCCAAAUUCAACAUUUUUUUUCCACCAAAAAUACAAAAGUUCCCCCAAAUUCCAAGCACACCCUUUUACCUCUUUAUUAACAGAAAAACCAGAAUUCCAUCUUCCUAUGAUAUCCCCUGUUCUUCAAAAAACAAAUGGGUACCAAAAAAUUGAUGCUAACUCUGAUAAUAUUAUCAAUAUUAAUCUCCCUGAUUUACAUCUCAACCCUAUUACUAACAAAACCCACAGUAAUUAACACAAAUAAUCCCUUCAAAUUAGUGAAAAAACCCAACAUUACAAGAAAUUAUCCAGUCACAUUUGCAUACUUAAUCUCAGCUUCAACAGGUGAUGUUCCAAAGUUAAAGCGAACAUUACUCGCACUUUACCACCCGGGUAACUACUACUUGAUCCAUUUCGAUUACGGGGCCCCGAAAUCACAGCAUUUGGAAGUUGCAGAAUUUGUAUCAAAAAAUGAAGUUUUUAGUCAAGUUGGGAAUGUAUGGAUUGUGGGUAAACCCAAUCUUGUUACGUAUAGAGGUCCUACAAUGCUUGCUGCUACUUUGCAUUCGAUUUCUAUACUUCUAAGGACUUGUCAAUGGGAUUGGUUUAUUAAUCUCAGUGCCUCUGAUUAUCCUCUCGUUACUCAAGAUGAUUUGAUUUAUGCGUUUUCUGACGUACCAAGAGAUCUUAAUUUUGUACAACAUUCCAGUCGUCUGGGUUGGAAAUUGAAUAAAAGGGGAAAGCCGAUAAUAAUUGAUCCAGCACUAUACAGUCUAAAUAAAUCUGAGAUUUGGUGGGCUGUGAAACAAAGGGGUCUCCCUAAUUCUUUCAAAUUGUAUACAGGGUCUGCUUGGACGGUUUUAUCAAGGUCCUUUGCUGAGUAUUGCAUAGUAGGAUGGGAAAAUCUUCCAAGGACACUCCUCUUGUACUACACCAACUUCGUCUCCUCACCCGAGGGAUACUUCCAAACAGUCAUAUGCAACUCUAAGGAUUACAAGAACACGACUAUUAACCAUGAUUUACACUACAUCACUUGGGAUAACCCUCCUAAGCAGCAUCCGAGAUCUCUAGGGAUCAAGGAUUACCGGAGAAUGGUCUUUAGUAACCGACCAUUUGCUAGGAAGUUCAAGAAAAAUGACCGAGUGCUUGAUAAGAUUGAUCGAGAAAUUCUUAAGAAAAGUAAGUGGGCAGGUAGAUUUAGCUAUGGUGGGUGGUGUGGUGGGGGAAGCGAUGGCGAUUGUUUGGAGUUAAAGGCGGAGAAUUAUGGUGUGUUGGAUCCUGGUGUGGGUUCAAGGAGACUUAAAACUUUGCUGACAAAAUUGGUUUCUGCUAGGAAUUCUAGUAAACGUUGGUGUCGAUGAAUGCCAACUACAUACAAUGAUACAAUGAUUUGUUUUGUGAAAUUUGAUUGGUGAUGUACAAUAAUAAUUCUCAUUUCUUUUGAAUAGGAAAUAAAUAGUACUACAAUGGUACAAUUGUAGUAGUUUUGUGAAAUAUUAGUUCAUCUUAUUCAAGCCUGGUAAAAUACUUUAA
Messenger RNA from Spinacia oleracea (spinach), 1848 nucleotides. Its product is annotated as beta-glucuronosyltransferase GlcAT14A. Lineage: Eukaryota; Viridiplantae; Streptophyta; Magnoliopsida; Caryophyllales; Amaranthaceae. Gene Ontology annotation, molecular function: glucuronosyltransferase activity. The record is from RefSeq and is a predicted model, not a curated record. The coding region runs from base 471 to 1676 and encodes 401 amino acids. Gene Ontology annotation, cellular component: membrane. The transcript has 4 exons.